CCCCACUUUUCUUACGAAAUCAAGACGAAAAGAACCAAGAGGAUGCUUCUAAUUAGAUUUUCGAAAAUCCCAUCAUCGAGAAUUAAAAGUGCAUUGAAACGAAUUUUCGUUUAACGUCAACGUCGUUCUAAUUUUGAAACGGGACACAUUUAGUUUUUCUUGGACUGAAGACAACUUGAACUAACGCCAAAAAAUUGACAGUUUUGUAACUAAGAGUGAAUCGUCAAAUUCGUUUGCUUUGUCGGUUUAUUUCGCAUCAAAACACAAAUAAGAAUGCCGCUAGAAAAUUUAGAAGACCAAGGGUUAGAAAAGACCCCAAAUUUGGAGCUGGCCCAAUACAAAUUUCUUUUAACUCUCCCGGAAUAUCGCUCCGAUAGAAAUGUUCACACAAAAAUCUCCGAAGCCAUCAAAAAGGACGAUAUGGCACCUUGGUACGAACUAGUUUGCAAAGACGCGGGUUGGAAAUUAGAUCAAGCAUUUCUAAAGCAAAUGCAAACCCGUAAUGAAGAACAAAUUGUAAAGCUAAACGAAACGAUUGAGGACGCCGAAAAAAAUCUCUCUGAAAUGGAAGUGAGAGACGCGUAUCUACGCAAAGCUGAGUAUUACUGCAAAAUCGGCGACAAAGAGAAUGCGAUAUCAACGUUUCGUCAAGCUUAUGAUAAAACGGUUUCUUUGGGACACCGGCUUGAUAUUAUUUUUUAUAUGAUACGAAUUGGGUUGUUCUUUAUGGACCAUGACAUCAUUACUAGGAAUAUCGAUAAAGCGAAGGCUUUAAUCGAGGAGGGGGGCGAUUGGGAUCGUAGAAAUCGAUUAAAAGUUUAUCAAGGAGUUUAUUGCAUGUCGGUGAGGGACUUUAAAAACGCUGCGAAUUUAUUUUUGGAGACUGUCAGUACAUUUACUUCGUACGAGUUGAUGGAUUAUAAAGCAUUUGUGAGGUACACCGUUUACGUCUGCAUUAUUAGCUUACCAAGGAAUCAAUUGAGAGAUAAGGUUGUAAAAGGAUCGGAAAUUUUGGAAGUGUUGCAUUCAGAGCCAUUUGUUAAAGAUUACCUUUUUUCUUUGUAUAAUUGCCAAUAUGCUGAAUUCUUUAUUAAUUUAGCUAAAGUUGAAGAAAUUCUCCGUAAAGAUUAUCUACUUCACCCCCAUUACCGUUAUUACGUCCGAGAGAUGCGCAUUUUAGCCUACACCCAACUUUUAGAAUCAUAUCGAUCAUUAACUCUCCAAUACAUGGCAGAAGCUUUCGAUGUAUCACAAGAUUUCGUCGAUCAGGAAUUAUCAACAUUUAUCGCCUCAGGAAGAUUACACUGCAAAAUUGAUCGCGUCGGAGGCAUCGUUGAAACUAAUCGGCCCGAUUUAAAGAACGCCCAAUUCAAUUCUGUAAUAAAACAAGGCGAUUUAUUAUUACAGCGCGUCCAAAAAUUAUCGCGAGUUAUUAAUAUUUAAUCAAAUAACAUUUUUUUUUGUGAAUUUUUUAAUAAAUUAUUUUGAGUUUAUUAAAAA
Onthophagus taurus is the source of this 1500-nucleotide messenger RNA. It is a transcript of the gene Rpn7, whose product is annotated as Regulatory particle non-ATPase 7. Gene Ontology annotation, cellular component: proteasome regulatory particle. NCBI's taxonomy places the organism in Eukaryota, Metazoa, Arthropoda, Insecta, Coleoptera, Scarabaeidae. Gene Ontology annotation, molecular function: protein binding. Gene Ontology annotation, biological process: proteasome-mediated ubiquitin-dependent protein catabolic process. The record is from RefSeq and is a predicted model, not a curated record.